UUGCAAGUUGCACUUCAGGUCACUCCAAGUCAUUUGUCAUUCUGGAUUAUAGCAGCCGUAGAGGAUUACCUGCAUCUGAGCAUUUGUGUCUAUGAGGUGAACACCAGGCCAACACCCACAUCAAGAAAAGUAUUGCCGCAGUAUCAUAGAAAUAGAAGUCCUUUUACCACUUUAUAAAAUAGAGUAGGAAACUUCAGAGUUUGAAGUUGUGCUACAAGUGCCAGAGAAUAACCAAGGGCUGACAAUUUAAACCUAUAAAUAGGUCCGAAAGAUUUCCAACAGCAGCAGUAAUGGGUAACAGCAAGAGCGGAGCAGUGUCCAAGGAGAUCCUUGAGGAGCUGAAACUCAACACCAAGUUCUCAGAAACUGAGAUUGUCCAGUGGUAUGAAAACUUCAAAAAGCAGUGCCCAACUGGCCGCAUCACGAAAGAGGAAUUUCAGAACAUCUACCGCAAGUUCUUUCCUGACAGCGAUGCCAAUACUUAUGCCCAUCACGUCUUCCGCUCCUUUGACGCAAAUGACGAUGGCACGCUGGACUUCAAGGAGUACAUCAUUGCCCUCCACAUGACGGCAACAGGGAAGACCACGAGUAAACUGGAAUGGGCAUUCUCGCUGUUUGAUGUGGACAAGAACGGAUACAUCACCAAGUCAGAGGUCACAGAAAUCUGCACGUCAAUUUUCAAGCUGAUACCAAAAGAUGAAGUGGAAGAUCUACCUGAGGAUGAAAACACGCCUGAAAAGAGGGCAAACAAACUCUGGAAAGUCUUUGAAAAGGGCGACGAUGACCGAGUUGCAGAGGGAGAAUUCGUCCAGGGAUUGUUGGACAAUGAAGACGCCCUCCGUUUGAUUCAGUAUGAACCUAUAAAAUAAGUUUUCUACCUGAAUGAUUCAUCUCCCACUGGUUCAGAUCAUUCUGUAAAUGCAGUGGCACCUGACGGUAUCCUCACACAUUGUGAACACAUAAGUGUAUAUAAUGCCCCUUGAAAAAUAUUGAAACGUAAUCUCCUGCUUGGUUUCAUAUUUGUUACCUGUCCAUGUGUGCUGACUGAGUUGUUUGUAGUAAAAUUAAGGAUACACUUAAAAACUGUGAAACAGGAGGUAAUGCAAGGACAUUACUUUGACUGCAAAAACAAAAAUGCACUAUGCUUUACAACAGGUAUCUAUAAACUGCUGUUUGUCCAAUCUACAUUUUGGGGGACAGAGAAAUCUCUGGACCCAUCUGAGACUCAAACUAAUUUUUUUACAGUGACUACAGCAGAUAACAUAUAUAUUUAUUUAUUAUGAAUUUCUGAUACAGCCAGUAUCUAGUGGAAAUAAAAAAGGGUAGUAUGACGAUUUGUUUUGGUGUGAGGAUGUACUCAAUUCAGUAAUAAUAAUAGUUAUUGUUAUCCUUUGUGAACCCUGACCAACAUGCAAUGUCGCUUCAUUACUGUAGUUUAAUUAGUAUCUGACCAUUUUCACUUUAACCAUGGGGCACAUUUUUACAUGUUUGAUGUUUAUGUGAUGAAUAUGGAAAGUAGUCUUGGUCCUGGAUGUUCCUUUGUAAUAUAUUCAAUAAAUCGAAACAAUUAAAUUCUA
Molecule: messenger RNA, 1577 nt
Organism: Girardinichthys multiradiatus
Lineage: Eukaryota; Metazoa; Chordata; Actinopteri; Cyprinodontiformes; Goodeidae
Product: recoverin-like
Exons: 4
Coding region: 291-869 (192 amino acids)
Molecular function (GO): calcium ion binding
Source: RefSeq, a predicted model, not a curated record